Caenorhabditis briggsae is the source of this 1530-nucleotide messenger RNA. Gene Ontology annotation, cellular component: membrane. NCBI's taxonomy places the organism in Eukaryota, Metazoa, Nematoda, Chromadorea, Rhabditida, Rhabditidae. The coding region runs from base 1 to 1530 and encodes 509 amino acids. The transcript has 7 exons. Gene Ontology annotation, molecular function: phosphate transmembrane transporter activity. Gene Ontology annotation, biological process: phosphate ion transmembrane transport. The record is from RefSeq and is a predicted model, not a curated record.
AUGAUGGAUAUUGUGCUCGACGUCGUCACGUCUACAUUAGCUUCGGCAGUUAAUUUACAAGACUUUCGACAUGUCUUCCUUUGGGCGCUAAUAGUUGGAAUAUGUCUCGCUUUUCUACUUGGAUUUGGUAUGGGAGCCAAUGACGUGUCAAAUGCAUUUGGUACUUCUGUUGGCUCUGGAGCUCUCACCCUGGUUCAAGCCUAUUUUCUUGCCACGAUAUUUGAAACUCUUGGAGCAGUGCUAGUUGGUUAUAAUGUGAUAGAUACAAUGAGAAAAGGAGUUGUGGAUGUAGCUGUAUAUAACAAUUCUGCUGGAGAUUUCAUGGUUGGACAAGUUGCUGCAUUAGGAGGAACAGCCACGUGGCUUCUCAUCGCCACAUUCCUCCAUCUUCCGGUUUCUACAACUCAUGCUGUCGUUGGAGCAACUCUUGGAUACUCGAUUGCCUGUAAAGGAUUUCAAGGAAUUCAGUGGAUGAUGGUUGUGAAUAUCAUUGCAUCCUGGUUCAUCUCUCCAAUUUUCUCUGGAUGUGUCUCACUUCUUCUAUAUCUGUUUGUGGAUCAUGUUAUUCUUAGAACGUCCAACCCAGUUCGUAACGGACUCAUGUGGCUCCCGAUUUUCUAUUUCGUGUGUCUCGCAUUCAAUAUGUUCAUGAUUUCUUAUCAAGGCUCCAAAGUGCUCGACCUCUCUACAGUACCCCUUUGGAUUGCAAUUCUUACCAGUCUAGGCGCUGGAAUCCUCGCAGCUGUUGUUUGUCAUUUCUUAGUGGUCCCGAGGAUUCGGAAAUUCAUUGCUAAAGGAAAAGAAACAGAGACUCGCGAUUCCAACGCAAGCUCGAUUGUGAUUUCAAUGUCAGAAGAUCCGGAAAUGAGUAAAACUGCAAUCCAAAGCGGAUUUACAGUCUCUAUAUGCACCAGUGAGACAGAAACUGAGCAAUCUCCAGCAGAACCACCAGGAAAAGUCAAAGAGUUCUUCACUUGGCUCUUGCCUGACAAAAAACGAACAGAAAGUCCGGACACUUUGAGAAUGUUCACUUCAGUCCAAACUCUGACUGCCUGUUUUGCCGGUUUUGCUCACGGAGCCAACGACGUCUGCAACGCCAUCGCUCCUCUCGUUGCUCUCAUUGCGGUGUAUCGAGAUUUCGACGUCUACCAAAAGAGGGAGACUCCAAUCUAUGUACUUCUUUACGGAGUGUUGGCUAUCUGUGUCGGGCUCUGGUGCCUUGGACACAAGGUAAUUCGGACAGUGGGUUCAAAAAUGAGUGAAGUCAACCCGGCAUCCGGCUUCUGUAUCGAGUUCGGAGCAGCAGUUACUGCUCUCCUCGCCUCAAAACUCGGGCUUCCCAUAUCUACAACUCAUUGUCUUGUUGGUGCAGUGGUUGCUGUUGGAAGUGUAAAAGCAGGAAGAUCUAUCGACUGGGGACUCUUCCGAAAUGUUGCCUUCUCAUGGAUAGUCACCCUACCAGUCGCCGGAGGAUUCGCUGCUCUCUACAUGUGGCUCCUCCACUUCACAAUCCCAUCCCGCUAUGCAUAA